Peromyscus californicus insignis is the source of this 10377-nucleotide messenger RNA. It is a transcript of the gene Plxna3, whose product is annotated as plexin A3. Gene Ontology annotation, molecular function: semaphorin receptor activity; protein binding. Gene Ontology annotation, biological process: negative regulation of cell adhesion; positive regulation of axonogenesis; regulation of cell migration. The record is from RefSeq and is a predicted model, not a curated record. Gene Ontology annotation, cellular component: semaphorin receptor complex. The coding region runs from base 3615 to 9233 and encodes 1872 amino acids. Lineage: Eukaryota; Metazoa; Chordata; Mammalia; Rodentia; Cricetidae. The transcript is spliced from 33 exons.
UUUUUUAAACCCUUAGUAUUGACAUGACGUAUUUUAUGAAAUUCUGAGGCCUCCAGCACAUUUCCUAUCAAUAGUUUAUCAAUCUUGUCAUUACCUUGUGCCAGAGGGCCUGGCAGACCCGUAUGGGAUUGGAUGUGAGUUAUAUAUAAGUGAUGCUUCCUAUUCCUGAUUGUAUCCUAUUCCUGAAUAAAUAACAAAGUUAAUUCUGACUCAUCAGGAUAAAUUCUGCUGUUUCAAUAUGUAAAACCACUCUUUCAGCACACUGAGAGUCAGUAAAUAUGUUGAGAGGUUCUGCAAAAUCCAUUAUUACCACCAGAAUAGCAUAUAAUUCUGAUUUUUGAACCAAAUUAUAAGGACUUUGAACCACUUUAUUUAAAUUUUCUGAUUUGUAACUUGCCUUUUCUUUUUGGUUUGCAUCUGUAUAAAAUGCAGGAACUCCAGAUAUUGUAGUUUCCCCUACAAUGCGAGACAGGAUCCAAUCAGCUCUCUUUAUAAGUUGAAUUCUAUUGCUUUUGGGAUAUUUGCUGUUAAUUUCUCCCAAAAAAGUUACUGCAAGCUCUUUGCCAAGGUUCACUUUCUGCCCAUGAUUUGUCAAUGUCGUCCUUAGUUAAAGGUACUACAAUUUCUGCUGAGUCUAUUCCUGCUAAUUGACAAAGUCUUAAUUUUCCUUUUAAAAUCAACUCAGAGAUCUUUUCCACGUAAGUUUUAAUUUUUUACUCUGUUUAUUUGGUGGAAAUAUCCAUUCCAAUAUAAUAUCUCCCCUCUGCAUUAAAAUUCCGUAGGAGAAUGCUUAGAGGGUAAAAUAACCAAAAUGCAAUCCAGCUUUGGAUCCACAUGAUCCACAUGUGCAUCCUGUAUUUUCUUUUCCACCAAAGCCAAUUCUCUCUCAGCUUCAACUGAUAAUUCUCUUGAACUAUUUAAGUCCUUGUAUCUAAGGUUUUGAACAAAUUACUCAGUUCAUCAUUUUUUACCCCAACAAUAGUCUGUAGAUGGGAAAUGUCUCUGAAUAAUCUUUGAAAGUCAUUAAGAGUCCGUAAUUGAUCUCUUGUAAUUUGCAACUCUUGGGGUCUAACUUUUGUAAACCUAUUUUAUAUCCUAAAUAAUUAAUAGAAUCUCUUCUUUGUAUCUUUUCAGGAGCAAUUUGUAAUCCCCAACAAGGCAAAAUUUUCUUUACUUCUUCAAACAUUCUUUCUAAAGUAUCUGCAUUUGAAUCAGCUAGUAAAAUAUUGUCCAUCUAAUGGUAAAGUAUAGAUUUAGGAAAUUGUUUACAUAUUACUUCCAAUGGCUGUUGUACAAAAUGUUGGCAUGGGGUUGGGCUAUUCCACAUUCCCUGUGGGAGGACCCUCCAUUGAAAUCUUUUAACAGGCUGAGAAUUAUAAGUAGGCACCGUGAAGGCAAAUAUUUCUCUGUCUUUUUCUUGUAAGGGUAUUGAGAAGAAACAGUCUUUUAAAUUGAUUACUAUAAAAGGCCAUCCUUUAGGUAACAGAGUAGGCAAAGGAAUUCCAGAUUGUAGAGAGCCCAUUGGCUAAAUUAUCUUGUUAAUUGGUCUUAGGUCUGUUACCAUUCUCCAUUUACCAGAUUUCUUUUUAAUAACAAAUACAGGAGAAUUCCAAGGGCUGGUUGAUUCUUCAAUAUGCUGAGCAUUUAACUGCUCUUGUACCAGCUCUUCUAAGGCCUGCAGUUUCUCUGUUGUUAAAGGCCAUUGCUGAACCCAUACAGGCUUGUCUGUUAACCAUUUUAAACGUAGAGCUGUUGGUGUCUUUGAAAGAUCAACAGUUGUUGUGCUCUGUUCUUGUACAAUCUGGAUGGUCAGUGACUGUUCUUUAUAAUAUCUUCUAAUAUUUUUCCCAGAAACAUGUGUUAGUUUAUGAUUUGUUUCUGAUAUUGGAGGAAUGUUAAUCUGGGUAUUCCAUUGUUGUAAUAAAUCACAGCCCCAUAGAUUCAUAGCUAUAUUAGCCACAUAUGGCUUUAAUUUUCAUCUCUGUCCUUCUGGUCCUAUACAUUCAACCCAUCUUGUACUCUGUUUCACUUGAGAUAGUGUUCCAAUCCCUAACAGCUGAACAUUUACCUCCUGAAGAGGCCAAUUUGGAUGCUCAGAUUCUGGUGCAAUUAUUGUGACAUCCGCACCUCUGUGUACAAGACCCUCCAUGAGAAGGUCAUUUAUUUGUAUUUUUAAUUUUGGUCUUUGUUCAUUUAUAGAAGUUUGCCAAAAAAUUAGCUUUAUGGUUUCUCCUGAAUUUUUUCUUCUCUGUGCUACAGCUGUUCUAUCACCCUGAGCAGCCUGGUUUAUUACAAUAGGCAUUUGGUUAUUUAAUUCCUUUGAGAAGGGGUUUCUUCUAUGAUGUCAGGAAAGGCCUGAACUGAAUUUGCCAUGGUGGCCUCUGAGAGGCCCCUCACGGAGUUUCAAGAUUACUUUGUCUGUUCCUUGUUGAUCCUCUAUCAAAACAAGACAAAACAAAAACACAAGAAUAAAUAAAUAAGUAAGAAAGGCCAGAUGGGAUGGAGAGAUUGCUCAGUGCAUAAAGCACUCUCUGUAAAAGUGUGAGGACUGGAGUUUGGAUCUUCAGAAUCCACAGGAAUGCCUGUCAGACAUGGCAGCCCAACUGGAAUCCUAGUGCAAAGAUGGGAUCCCUGGGGCAAGUUAGUUAGCUAGACUAGCUGAAUUGGCAAGUUCUCUGUUCAAAUAAGAAACUCUAUCUCAAUAUAUAAGGUGGAACAUGCUUGAGGAAGACACCUGAUGUUGCAGCCCAUUUUUCCUAGUGGCUUUACCCAGCAGGUCUGAAUAAAGCGUUCCUAGCACUCACAUCCAAUGGCUCACAACCGCCUUUAACUCCAGCUCCAUAGGCUCUAAUGCCCUCUGCUGGCCUUCUUGGGCCCCUGCACACAUGAGGCUUAUACACACACACACACACACACACACACACACACACACACACACACACUAAACAAACAAAUAAAUAAAAGAACAGCUGGACCUGUUGACAAACACCUGUAAUUCCAGAAGAUGGGACUGUGAAGCUGGAGGAUCACUGGAAGUUCAAGGCCAGCCUGAGCCACAGUGUGAGGCAACGUGGGAAAAAAAGCCAGUUGUGGUGGCACAAGCCCAUAAUAAUUCCAAUAUUGGGAGGAUGAGGCAGAAAGGUGGUCAGUUCAAGGUCACACUGUAUUAAAGGGGAAAGAAAGGGGAAAAAAAGAGGAAAAAGAAAACAAGGGAAUUAGAAUCCCAGAUUCAGGGUCAGAGUGGCUUGUUGAGGAAGGAGCUAGGUGAAAAUGGCUAUAAAUUGCAGUACUCCAAGCUUUGUGCUGGGUAUUUGUUCAUUAUUAGCCUUCCAGUUUAUAGAUCAUUGGGGAAAGAGCUCUGAAUUGGGGCACAGUCUUUGCUAGUGUGCUUUUGAUAGGCUGGUCCAAGUAAAAUCUUGCAACCGCAGCAGGUGGCCCAAGGCUCCCUGAGGAGGAGCUGGCUUGCUCUCCAGGACCGAGGGGGUGUGGCGCGGCUGCGCGCGGAUUCCAGGAUUGCUGGAAGCAGCAAGAGAGGAGCUGGGAGUGUAGAGAGGCGAGCGCCUAGGACUCAGCCAUUGAGCGAAGGAGGCCUGUUCCUGGUACAGCUGCCGGUCAUGCCCACUGUCUGCCUUCUCCCAUUGUUAUUCUUCACCAUAGGAGGGUGCCUGGGUAGCAGCAGGCCCUUUCGUACCUUUGUGGUGACAGAUACCACACUGACUCACCUGGCUGUUCACCGAGUGACUGGGGAGGUGUUUGUAGGUGCAGUGAACCGAGUUUUCAAGCUGGCUCCAAACCUGACUGAGUUACGGGCUCAUGUCACAGGGCCCAUUGAGGACAAUGCUCGUUGCUACCCACCCCCUAGCAUGCGUGUAUGCUCCCACCGCCUGGUGCCUGUGGACAAUGUGAACAAGCUGCUCCUCAUAGACUAUGCAGCCCGUCGUCUGGUAGCUUGUGGCAGCAUCUGGCAGGGCAUCUGCCAAUUCCUGCGUCUGGAUGAUCUCUUCAAGUUGGGUGAGCCCCAUCAUCGCAAGGAGCACUACCUGUCAGGGGCCCAGGAGCCUGACUCCAUGGCUGGCGUCAUUGUUGAACAGGGCCAGGGGGCUAGCAAGCUGUUUGUGGGCACUGCUGUUGAUGGCAAGUCUGAAUACUUUCCCACCUUGAGUUCCCGUAAGCUCAUCGAUGAUGAAGACAGUGCAGAUAUGUUCAGUCUGGUGUACCAGGAUGAGUUUGUCUCCUCUCAGAUCAAGAUCCCUUCAGACACACUUUCCUUGUACCCUGCCUUUGACAUCUACUACAUAUAUGGCUUUGUCAGUGCCUCCUUCGUGUACUUCUUAACACUGCAGCUGGACACCCAGCAGACGCUGCUGGAUACAGCAGGCGAGAAAUUCUUCACAUCCAAGAUCGUGCGCAUGUGUUCAGGAGACUCAGAGUUCUACUCUUAUGUAGAGUUUCCCAUUGGCUGCUCCUGGCGUGGUGUGGAGUACCGCUUGGUGCAGAGUGCCCACCUGGCCAAGCCUGGCCUGCUACUGGCUCAGGCUCUGGGUGUGCCAGCUGAUGAGGAUGUCCUCUUCACCAUCUUCUCUCAGGGCCAGAAGAACCGAGCCAGCCCACCUCGGCAGACCAUUCUUUGCCUCUUCACCCUCAGCAACAUCAAUGCCCACAUCCGGCGCCGAAUCCAAUCAUGCUACCGUGGGGAGGGCACACUGGCCCUGCCCUGGCUGCUGAAUAAGGAGCUGCCAUGCAUCAACACCCCCAUGCAGAUCAAUGGAAACUUCUGUGGGUUAGUGUUGAAUCAACCAUUGGGUGGCCUACACGUGAUUGAGGGGCUACCCCUGCUGGCUGACAGCACUGAUGGCAUGGCCAGUGUAGCUGCCUAUACCUACCACCAGCACUCUGUGGUUUUCAUCGGUACACGCAGUGGUAAUCUCAAGAAGGUGCGGGUCGAUGGCUCUCAAGAUGCCCAGCUGUAUGAGACAGUCUCUGUAGUGGAGGGCAGCCCCAUACUCCGAGACCUGCUCUUUAGCCCUGACCAUCAGCACAUCUACCUCCUGAGUGAGAAGCAGGUGAGCCAACUCCCGGUGGAGACCUGUGAGCAGUAUCUGAGUUGCGCUGCAUGCCUGGGCUCAGGGGACCCACACUGUGGUUGGUGUGUGCUACAGCACAGGUGCUGCCGUGAAGGGGUCUGUCCAGGUGCCUCUGCCCCACAUGGCUUUGCAGAGGAGCUGAACAAAUGUGUGCAGGUGCGGGUCCGGCCCAAUAAUGUGUCAGUGACAACCCCCGGGGUGCAGCUGAUGGUAGCCAUGCGCAAUGUGCCAGACCUUAGUGCGGGUGUGAGUUGUUCAUUUGAGGAGGUGACUAAAAGUGAGGCUGUUCUGCUGCCCUCUGGAGAGCUGCGUUGCCCUUCACCAUCCCUUCAGGAGCUCCAGACACUUACCAGAGGGCAUGGGGCCACUCAUACUGUGCGGCUGCAGCUGCUCUCCAUGGAGACUGGUGUGAAGUUUGCUGGGGUUGACUUUGUCUUCUACAACUGCAGUGCCCUCCAGUCGUGCAUGUCCUGUGUUGGCAGCCCUUACCCCUGCCACUGGUGUAAGUACCGUCAUGUGUGUACCAGCCACCCACACGAGUGUUCCUUCCAGGAGGGCAGGGUCCACAGCCCUGAGGGCUGUCCUGAGAUCCUGCCUCGAGGAGACCUUUUGAUCCCUGUGGGUGUCAUGCAGCCUCUAACCCUGCGGGCUAAGAACCUGCCACAGCCUCAGUCAGGCCAGAAAAAUUAUGAAUGUGUGGUUCGUGUACAGGGUCGGCAGCAUCGGGUACCUGCAGUGCGCUUUAAUAGCAGCAGUGUACAGUGCCAGAAUGCCUCGUAUUUUUAUGAAGGUGAUGAGUUUGGUGACACCGAACUGGAUUUCUCUGUGGUCUGGGAUGGAGAUUUCCCCAUUGAUAAGCCUCCCAGCUUCCGAGCCCUUCUUUACAAGUGCUGGGCUCAGCGGCCUAGCUGUGGCCUCUGCCUCAAGGCUGAUCCCCGGUUCAACUGUGGCUGGUGCAUCUCAGAGCACAGGUGCCAACUGCGGGCUCACUGCCCAGCUCCCAAGAGCAACUGGAUGCACCCAAGCCAGAAGGGUGCCCGAUGCAGCCAUCCCCGAAUCACCCAGAUCCACCCACUCACAGGGCCCAAGGAGGGUGGUACCCGGGUCACCAUUGUGGGUGAGAACCUGGGCCUCACUUCCCGUGAGGUUGGCCUGCGAGUAGCUGGUGUACGUUGUAACUCCAUCCCUACUGAAUAUGUCAGUGCUGAAAGGAUCGUAUGUGAGAUGGAAGAAUCGCUGGUGCCCAGCCCACUACCUGGGCCUGCUGAGCUCUGUGUAGGUGACUGUUCGGCUGACUUCCGCACACAGUCCCAACAGCUCUACAGCUUUGUGACCCCAACAUUUGACCGUGUGAGUCCUACUCGAGGCCCAGCUUCUGGGGGCUCUCGGCUCACCAUCUCUGGAACUUCUCUGGAUGCUGGCAGCAGGGUCACAGUGAUUGUAAGAGAUGGCGAGUGCCAGUUUGUAAGGAGAGAUGCCGAGGCAAUCGUGUGUAUCUCACCUGUCUCCACUCUGGGCCCCAGUCAGGCCCCUAUCACCCUUGCCAUCGACCAUGCCAACAUCUCCAGCCCUGGAGUCAUCUAUACCUACACCCAGGACCCCACUGUCACACACCUUGAGCCCACCUGGAGCAUCAUCAAUGGAAGUACUGCCAUCACUGUGAGUGGAACCCAUCUGCUGACGGUGCAGGAACCCCGUGUACGGGCAAAGUACCGUGGUAUUGAGACUACUAAUACAUGCCAGGUGAUCAAUGACACUGCAAUGCUAUGUAAGGCCCCUGGCAUCUUCCUUGGGCGUCCUCAGCCUCGGGCUCAAGGCGAGCACCCUGAUGAAUUUGGCUUCUUGCUGGAUCAUGUGCAGACAGCCCGCUCCCUCAACCGUUCUUCCUUCACCUACUACCCUGAUCCCAGCUUUGAACCACUUGGGCCAUCUGGUGUGCUAGAUGUCAAGCCUGGCUCACAUGUUGUAUUGAAGGGCAAGAACCUGAUCCCUGCUGCAGCUGGCAGCUCCCGCCUCAACUAUACAGUACUGAUUGGAGGACAGCCAUGUGCACUAACUGUCUCAGAUACUCAACUUCUGUGUGAUUCCCCCAGCCAGACAGGCCGGCAGCCUGUCAUGGUGCUGGUGGGUGGCCUGGAGUUCUGGUUGGGCACCCUGCAUAUCACUGCUGAUCGGGCACUGACCUUACCGGCUAUAGUGGGGCUGGCAGCAGGGGGUGGGCUCUUGUUGCUGGCCAUCACUGCUGUGCUGGUCGCCUACAAGCGAAAGACUCAAGAUGCAGACCGAACACUCAAGAGGCUCCAGCUACAGAUGGACAACCUGGAGUCUCGUGUGGCCUUGGAGUGCAAAGAAGCUUUUGCUGAGCUGCAGACAGAUAUCAAUGAACUGACAAACCACAUGGAUGGUGUGCAGAUUCCCUUCUUGGACUAUCGGACCUAUGCUGUGCGUGUGCUUUUCCCUGGCAUUGAGGCCCACCCAGUGCUCAAGGAGCUGGAUACUCCCCCCAACAUGGAGAAGGCCCUGCGCCUAUUUGGGCAGCUGCUGCACAGCCGUGCCUUCCUGCUCACCUUCAUCCACACUUUGGAGGCUCAGAGCAGCUUCUCCAUGCGUGACCGUGGCACUGUAGCCUCACUUACCAUGGUGGCCCUGCAGAGUCGGCUUGACUAUGCCACUGGACUGCUGAAGCAACUGCUGGCCGACCUCAUAGAGAAAAACCUUGAGAGCAAGAACCACCCAAAGCUGCUAUUGCGCAGGACAGAGUCAGUGGCUGAGAAGAUGCUCACCAACUGGUUCACAUUCCUGCUGCAUAAGUUCCUGAAGGAGUGUGCCGGGGAGCCACUUUUCCUGCUGUACUGUGCCAUCAAGCAACAGAUGGAGAAAGGUCCCAUUGAUGCCAUAACAGGCGAGGCCCGCUACUCCUUAAGUGAGGACAAGCUCAUCCGGCAGCAGAUCGACUACAAGACCCUGACUCUUCAUUGUGUGUGUCCGGAGAGUGAGGGCAGUGCUCAGGUCCCUGUGAAGGUUCUCAAUUGUGACAGCAUCACCCAGGCUAAAGACAAACUGUUGGAUACUGUGUACAAGGGUAUCCCAUACUCUCAGCGCCCCAAAGCUGAGGACAUGGACUUGGAAUGGCGCCAGGGCCGCAUGGCCCGAAUCAUCCUUCAAGAUGAGGAUGUAACUACAAAGAUAGAGUAUGACUGGAAGAGGGUCAACUCACUGGCCCACUACCAGGUAACAGAUGGUUCCUUAGUAGCACUGGUGCCCAAACAAGUAUCUGCCUAUAACAUGGCCAACUCCUUCACCUUCACCCGUUCACUCAGUCGAUACGAGAGCUUGCUCCGUGCUGCCAGCAGCCCGGAUAGCCUCCGUUCCCGAGCACCUAUGCUCACACCUGACCAGGAGGCGGGCACCAAGCUGUGGCAUCUGGUGAAGAACCACGACCAUGCUGAUCACCGAGAGGGAGACCGUGGCAGCAAGAUGGUCUCAGAAAUAUAUCUGACAAGGCUGCUGGCCACCAAGGGCACAUUGCAGAAAUUUGUAGAUGACCUGUUUGAAACUGUGUUCAGUACAGCCCACCGGGGCUCAGCCUUACCCUUGGCCAUCAAGUACAUGUUUGACUUCCUGGACGAACAGGCUGACCAGCGCCAGAUCAGUGACCCUGAUGUGCGCCACACCUGGAAAAGCAACUGCUUACCUCUGCGUUUCUGGGUGAAUGUGAUCAAGAACCCACAGUUUGUGUUUGACAUCCACAAGAAUAGCAUCACGGAUGCCUGUUUGUCAGUGGUGGCCCAGACCUUCAUGGACUCCUGUUCUACAUCAGAGCACCGUCUGGGCAAGGACUCCCCUUCCAACAAGCUGCUCUAUGCCAAGGACAUCCCUAAUUACAAGAGCUGGGUGGAGAGGUACUACCGAGAUAUUGCAAAGAUGGCAUCAAUCAGUGACCAGGACAUGGAUGCCUAUCUGGUGGAACAGUCCCGCCUCCAUGCCAAUGACUUCAAUGUCCUAAGUGCACUCAGUGAGCUCUACUUCUAUGUCACCAAGUACCGUCAGGAGAUCCUUACAUCGCUGGACCGAGAUGCCUCUUGUCGGAAGCACAAGCUUCGACAGAAGCUGGAGCAGAUCAUCAGCCUGGUGUCCAGCAGUAGCUGAGUGGGGAGAUGGUGAGGAGGGGGUUUCUCACUUCUGAGCCAUUCUCCCAGCCAGGGGAGUAGUUGGCUCUAGCCUGAGUCUCCAGGGCUGAGACCCAGAUCUGGUGUUGUUGGGGAGGUUACCAGGCCAAGAUGCCCCCAUCACACCUGGGCCCCCUUCAUUAGUGCCUUGCUUUGGGCCCUGCAGGGGGAGGGGGUGACAGGACCGAGCUCUCCCCACCAGCAGCAGCAAUACCCCCACCCUCUUGCCCUUGUGUUUCCAUGUCAAGAGAGCUCUUGCCCUUCUAGCUCUGUAUACCCUACUCACCUAUUUAUUAACCUAACCCCACCUUAAUUUUCAUAUGUAAAUACACAUGCCCCAUGGGAUGUUGCCAGCCUCACAGACCUGCCUCCUUGGUUGAUUUGGGUCCUACUUCCUGUCCUGGUUCCUUUGUGACAUUGCCAGCCUUCACUUAGCCUCUGGCAUCUCACCUUUGCCCUGUAAGGCCCCACUUGCCCUAAGAGAGCCUCAGUACCAGCGGCAUUUGGGGUUGGAUAAUACAUCUGAAGCUGCCCUCAGAUUGGCUGGGCCUGGCCAGGCCAGUGUCCCUCUUCAGAUGUUUCAGGAGUCAGACCACAUUUUCAUGGGGCCUGUUGUCUCUAAGAGAACUAAAACCAGGUUGUGCUUGGGCCUGAUGUGGGCCUGGGCCUCUGGGACAUUCCUUGUGUCCCUACUGACAAACUUCCUCAGUGUUGUAGGCACUUGCCCUGAACCCCCUCAGCCUCAGCUGCCCCAUCAUGUGCCCACCUCUAGGGGCCAAGGUGGCAGUGCCUUACUGUUUCUCGUGUCUCCUGCCUCUGAGGAAUCUGGUCCUGUCUGAUGGUUCCAGAUCCCCCAGUCCACUUUUCUUUUGUUGCAUGAGUUUUUCUUUGUUGUUGUAAGUUUUUCCUAAUUAAAUGUUGGGAAAUGGGGUCAGUGCAUGUCUUUGUCUUUGGGGCAAGUACGUAGACCUGUUGGGCUAUGGAUGAGCUGGACUGUGGGAGGAAAUAUAACUCCUUAUAGAAUUUCUGAUGAUUUGAGGAAGAUCAUGGCCAUGUGUAGUUCAUUAGGCAAUCCUGGUGGUUCUAGCUUCAAGACUGAAUAAAUCUGCUUCCUUCUCCUUGCA